Molecule: messenger RNA, 1069 nt
Organism: Parasteatoda tepidariorum (common house spider)
Lineage: Eukaryota; Metazoa; Arthropoda; Arachnida; Araneae; Theridiidae
Product: carbonic anhydrase 1
Cellular component (GO): cytoplasm
Molecular function (GO): carbonate dehydratase activity; zinc ion binding
Source: RefSeq, a predicted model, not a curated record
CCUACCUUUUUAUGAAAAAAAAAUUUUGUGCAGCACAGUUGGCAGCACUAAAAUUGCUUCAGUACUUUCUGAAUUAAAUGUAUAGUUUAUGAUUCAUUGCUGUGUAUCCUGAGACGAGAAAACUUGAACUGCUUGUUACGAAAAUUUGAGGCAAGAACCAUUAAGCCUUUUACCUGUGCAGAUCGCAAUAUCUACUGUUAGUAGUAAGAAACUCAACUGGAAGAAUGCAAUCUCGUGUAGUGGACAUAAAGAGCGACGAUGUUUUGGUAAAUAUAGAGAGUAAUCCCCUGGAACUCGAUUAUAAUUUAAAUCACUGCCAAUCUGUACACAAAACUGAUGAAGGCUGGAAACUCGUACCAGGAACUAAUGCACACGAAUUAUUUCAUGGUUCUCUGGAAAAUCCAUACAGAUUGUAUGAGAUUCAUGGCCACAUGGUAGGAGAUUCAUGCCUGGAAUCAUGCCGUAGGCACUCUGUAGAUGGGAAAGAGUAUGCCGGAGAGCUGCAUUUUGUUCAUUAUGACCCUCAUUUGAGCUUCUCACCCAAUAAAUUAAACAAGUACGUUCCAGACCGUAGGGCUAUAGUUUGUAUUCUUCUAGAGGAAGGAAAAGUAAACAACGAAUUAUCAAAAUUUACGAACGAACUGUCAGAACUUAGCUAUAGAGUUACGAAAAUAGGCUUCAACGAUGAUGUUAAUCCAACCUACUUACUCCCAGAAAAACUUGAUUUCUGGAUGUACAAGGAAGAGACAGGAGAGGGGAUGAAGAAAGAAUAUCUAACAUGGAUAAUUUUUAAAAAUCCCAUUGAGGCAUCAAAAGAGCAGAUCAAUGCAAUGCGCUCUCCUUACGGACGAGCAAGUGGACCCGGCAGUGCAAUUCAGCCUCAAAGCAAAAGGACAAUCACCGAAGGUCAAGCUGCCUUCAAACGUUGUUCUGUGGGUAAAGAGUAAAUGUUCUGUGGAUAUGCUUUCAUGUUUUUAGACCAUUUUAGAUUUUAGAACUUUUGAAUUUUAAUGCAAAAAUUUUACCUCUAUGUAAUUUUUUAAUAAACUUUUACUGCCUAUUAUUGAAA